Messenger RNA from Myotis lucifugus (little brown bat), 1504 nucleotides. It is a transcript of the gene RHO, whose product is annotated as rhodopsin. Gene Ontology annotation, biological process: G protein-coupled receptor signaling pathway; phototransduction; visual perception. Gene Ontology annotation, molecular function: G protein-coupled receptor activity. The record is from RefSeq and is a predicted model, not a curated record. The coding region runs from base 1 to 1047 and encodes 348 amino acids. The transcript has 5 exons. Gene Ontology annotation, cellular component: membrane; photoreceptor outer segment. NCBI's taxonomy places the organism in Eukaryota, Metazoa, Chordata, Mammalia, Chiroptera, Vespertilionidae.
AUGAACGGCACGGAGGGCCCCAACUUCUACGUGCCCUUCUCCAACAAGACGGGCGUGGUGCGCAGCCCCUUCGAGUACCCGCAGUACUACCUGGCCGAGCCCUGGCAGUUCUCCAUGCUGGCUGCCUACAUGUUUCUGCUGAUCGUGCUCGGAUUCCCCAUCAACUUCCUCACGCUCUAUGUCACCGUCCAGCACAAGAAGCUGCGCACGCCUCUCAACUACAUCCUGCUCAACCUGGCCGUGGCCAACCUCUUCAUGGUCUUUGGAGGCUUCACCACCACCCUCUACACCUCUAUGCAUGGAUACUUUGUCUUCGGGGCCACGGGCUGCAAUCUGGAGGGCUUCUUUGCCACGCUGGGCGGUGAAAUCGCCCUGUGGUCCCUGGUGGUCCUGGCCAUCGAGCGGUACGUGGUGGUCUGCAAGCCCAUGAGCAACUUCCGCUUUGGGGAGAACCACGCCAUCAUGGGCCUCGCCUUCACGUGGGUCAUGGCACUGGCCUGCGCUGCACCCCCACUAGCCGGCUGGUCCAGGUACAUCCCAGAGGGCAUGCAGUGCUCGUGUGGGAUUGACUACUACACGCUCAAACCGGAGGUCAACAACGAGUCCUUCGUCAUCUACAUGUUCGUGGUCCACUUCACCAUCCCCAUGAUUGUCAUCAUCUUCUGCUACGGACAGCUGGUCUUCACAGUGAAGGAGGCGGCUGCCCAGCAGCAGGAGUCAGCCACCACCCAGAAGGCCGAGAAGGAAGUCACGCGCAUGGUCAUCAUCAUGGUCGUUGCGUUCCUGAUCUGUUGGCUGCCCUACGCCAGCGUGGCAUUCUACAUCUUUACCCACCAGGGCUCUAACUUUGGCCCUAUCUUCAUGACCAUCCCGGCAUUCUUCGCCAAGUCAUCCUCCAUCUACAACCCGGUCAUCUAUAUCAUGAUGAACAAGCAGUUCCGGAACUGCAUGCUCACCACUCUCUGCUGUGGCAAGAACCCACUGGGUGAUGACGAAGCAUCCACCACUGCCUCCAAGACGGAGACCAGCCAGGUGGCACCGGCCUAAGCCCUGCCAAGGACUCGCCGCCGACUGUAGGAGUCUCCCGUCCCCUAACACCCACCCUCAGCAACAGCUGCCCGCCAGGAUCUGUGCCUGUCAGACCAGGUCUCACAGGCUCCAUGAGUUAAAAAAAAAAUUACCGAGGCUCUCCACCCCUCACGAGGACGGCUUGAUCUGGAGUCCUGAGUUCCCAGGGCCAGUGGGAUCUGCACCCUCCUUCCCACAACUCCUCUCUCAGGAACAGAAGAACUCUUGCUGUCUGGAAACGUGUCCCAGCUUAGGGAUAAGUAUCUAGCAGAGUGGGGCACACAGUAGGUGCUAAAUAAACGCUAGAUGGAGGGAGGAAGGACUGAAUGGGGGAAUGAAUGAAGAGCUGGACGGGCAGGGAGAGCAUAUCUAGCUUCUAGAAACCGCCUCAGCAGCAGCAGUUCCAUGGCUGACGACCUUGAGCAAUUGUUUUCCU